AUGGGUAUGAAGUGCUCAGUGUUGAUUGGCGGUGGAGACAAGUCUGUAUUUUAUUGGGAUGUGACCACGGGACAGACGAUACGUCGAAUACCAGGACAUUUAAGCCGUAUCAAUACAGUCGCUUUCAACCAGGAUGCCAGCGUUGUCGUCAGCGGCUCGUUCGAUUCCACUGUCAAAAUAUGGGAUCUAAAGUAUGGCUUCACAUCUGAAAAGUCUUUUGUAAUGACAGUUGUGGCCUCUAGGGCAAUAGCAAAGUCGCCUAUCCAGUCUUUAGAAGACUCGAAAGAUGCAAUACAGGCACUACAUGUUGGACAUCAUGAAAUCAUUACCGGUUCUGUGGACGGGCACGUCAGAACAUAUGAUCUCCGUAAAGGCCAAAUGACUAGCGAUUACCUUGGACGUGAGUAA
Messenger RNA from Acaulospora colombiana, 408 nucleotides. Lineage: Eukaryota; Fungi; Glomeromycota; Glomeromycetes; Diversisporales; Acaulosporaceae. The record is from the annotation of a GenBank genome assembly.